AUGGCCUUACUUCUUUUGGGCGGUGAACAAGGACAUCGACAGAUAACUGACGAGUAUUUCGUCGGACUGAGCUUCAUUCAUGUGGCUCGUUUUCGACAAACUUUCCGAACAAUGGAUGCAGAAAGGAAGGAGGCUUACGCGCACAGUUGUUUAUCAGAGAAACGGUUACAGACUCUUGGAGAGGGGAGCAAAACCCUAAUAUGCAUCCUGUUAACAAAACUAAAUAUCCGUCUUCACCUUGAACGCGUCUUCCUGAACUUUGCUGGAUAUUCAUUCAAUGUUACUCAAAUGCAAGAAAAUGCUACGAAGCCAAUAUACAAUUCUGUAAUAGAUUUCUCUUUCCAAAAAGACGCGAAUCGGAGUUACGCGAAAACACUUCUCAGAUGA
This is a messenger RNA of Opisthorchis viverrini, 387 nucleotides long. RefSeq lists its product as hypothetical. The record is from RefSeq and is a predicted model, not a curated record. Bases 1 to 387 code for a protein of 128 amino acids. The transcript is spliced from 2 exons. NCBI's taxonomy places the organism in Eukaryota, Metazoa, Platyhelminthes, Trematoda, Opisthorchiida, Opisthorchiidae.